CAGAAGGGGAGACUGCCGGGUUUCUUUCUAUAUGAGAUGUCAGUUGCCGGCAUGACUUAGACGAAUCGGUUGACGCGGAUGGUAAACUGAGUGGAUGCGUUUGCGGUUGGUGAGGGAGGCGGGGAGGGGCUCUCGUAAAUUAGUUCAAAUGUAAUGGUUUCAGCUCGCUGCAAUGUCGCUGGGCGGAACCCGGCAUCGCGGGGGUGCUGGGUGGGGAGGGAGUAGCAAACGACCGUUGUCAAGGCGGGCGGCAGCGAGGGAGGGAGGGAAUGGCUGCGGUUUCCAGGGAAACCGGUUCCUUUCAGCGGAGGCGCCGUGAUCGCAGUGAGGGUGAAAGGUCGGAGCUGGGAGUGAAAGGUCGGAGCUGGGGUGAAAGGUCAGAGCUGGGAGAGGGGGGAGGUGAGGGAGACAGAGGCUCUCAGCAGGAAUGCGGCAGUCGGCACAAAAACUCCAACCUGGGUCUAGGAAUCUGCUGCAAUUGCCGCUCACACCGAGAGCGAUCUUUAAAUAUAUAUAUAUAUUUAAAAAGGAGCCAGCCUUGUCGCACGGAGGAGCGCGAGGUGAAUUACUCCCAACCCCAAAGGCCGGUGACUUCUGUCGCGGAGCGGGUUGUGUGAGUUUGAUGAAGCAAAGAUUGUUGUUUGUAGACCUGGCUGAAUAACAUCCCUUUGAAGUGAACUCCGAGAUGAAGAGGCACCUGCUCAGUGUGAUGUGUUCCCGUGUAUCUUGCUACCAUGUUGCAAGAAGCAACAAUCUUCGAGUGCGAGUUUACUGCUCACAGCCCACCCAAAAACCCAUCUCCAAGACUCCAUAUGAAACCACCAGUGCUACGCAGCUGAAGUGGGUGGAACUGAGCAAAGAUUUAAGCAAAAAGGCUGUAGAGCAUAUUCGAAUCACAACCAAUUCCAUGUGGGAGAAAUAUGAGGAGUUUGUUGGACUGAAAGAGGUGCAAGAGGCACAGUUCAAAGUCACUGAGGCAGAGAAAGCUUUCAUGGUGGCUCGAGGUGUUGUUCGACAGAGUCGGGAAACCCUUGAAAAUCAGCAGUCGAAACUGAAGGAAGUUCGAGACAGAUUAGACAGAGUCUCACGAGAGGACAAUCGCUAUCUAGAACUGGCCACACAGGAGCAUAAGCUGCUACAGGAAGAGCGACGACACCGAAUAGCUCAUGAAAAUGCAGAGGAGCUGGAGCGUGAAACAUUCGCUCACUUUUCUGCAGCAGUGCGAGAAAGCCAUGAGAAAGAGCGGACUAGAGCAGAGAGAACAAAAAACUGGUCUGUGAUUGGGUCUGUGUUGGGUGCAAUGAUUGGGGUUCUGGGAUCAACCUACAUCAACAGAGUUCGCUUACAGGAGCUGAAAGGAUUACUUCUUGAGGCACAGAAAGGGCCAAUUAACUUGCAAGAAGCUCUUAAAGAGCAAGCCUCCGUACACCAAACUCAAAGCCAAGAACUCAGUACACUUGUAACAAGUCUGAAGGAGCUAGUACAUGAUGAAAGUGCAUUUCAGCAAGCAGGUAAGGAGGCCACCACUAAACUGAAAAAAGCAGAAUCUGGUCUGAAACCAGAUCAUGUCAUGGAUGCUUUGAAGAAACACGCAAGCUCCUCAAAACAGACCAGUGUAGCAUUAGAAGGACUAGAAUUGAAAUUAACUGGGGUAGAACAGGCACUUGGAAAGAUGGCAUCUGACAUUAAGACAGUAAAAUCUGUCACACAGGCUAAGGCUUCACAGACUGUUUCUUCAGGAUUGACACAGGAUUGGCAGAUUCUUGCUACAGAGAAUAUGAUUGAUGGCUUAGCAGAGACUGAGAAAAGGCUAGAAUCAUAUAUCCGAGCAAAUUCUGUGUAUAACACUGUACUGACAUAUGCUGCGUUCGCCCUCACCCUGCCAGUGUUAUAUGUGCUUUUCAAAGGGAAUUGAAAGACACUGCAGUGCGUGAAUGUUGCACGUAGGCUUUGUGCUGUUUUGAGAAAAGUGGAUAUUAUUUUCCAGUAAUUGGGACAAUUAGUUUUGGCAAUUGAAGUUUUUUUUUUAAAUUUUGUGAGCAGUAUUAUCUUGACCUUGUUCUUUUUUAUCUUUGAGAGAAAGAACCGGUGUUUAAAUAGCCUCUCACACCCUUUGGACAUUUUGCCAAUAGAUUGCUUUAGAAAUGAGUCACUGUUAUUAUGCAGAUCAUUCAAUAUUGCUAACCAACUGAACUCUGGAAUAAGAAGCUUCAAACCUAAGGAUUCACUUUAUUUUCACUUUUAAUUCCCAUUUGGAAAAUUCCAUAGGGAAAUGCAUUUUGGGUGCAUUGUUCUUGUUAAAAUAAAUUGCAUAGUAAAUAAUAGACAAAGUCACAAAUCUAUAUUUAAUUUAAAAUGUAUUAAAACAAUUGCAGGGAUAUUCGAAUAAUCAGUCAGUGAAUCUAUUGAAAACAUAUCCUCGCCCAUACAUCAGCUUUUGUUAUAUGUUCAGCAGGAGAAUGGCGCAUUUAAGUUCAGGAGUCACUUUGAUCUGCAUCUGAGGAAUUAUAGUCUCUUUGAAGGCGUCCAGCAGACCUACCAAGACAAUAGGUAAUUCUCAUUAUUCAUGACAUCUUUUAGCAAAACUCUUUCAGAUUUCAUCAAAGUAGAUCAACUCUUUAAAACCUUUCUUGUCCACUUUACCAAUAUCUGUACUCUUAAGCAGUAAGUUUCCUGAAGAUAGCUGCACUGGGCAAGGCUUCCAAAAUUGAAAGCAGUCUUAACUAUAGCUGUAUAAUAGAGUUUCGCAAUUGUAGAGUCAACUCAAAGAUUUUAAUUUUCUAAGAUAGUAUAAUCAUGUAAGCCCUUUGACGACCACAGUCUACAUUCUUCUUGCCAAUUCAAAUUAUUAUUAUAUAAGUGAUGAGAACUCCUCGAAUCCAUUAGUCCAAUUCCAAACCAUUGUUUAAACUCCAGGAUCACCACAGUAGAAAUCUCAAAUCAGAUUUCUCUGCUCUCUGGGAGAUUCACUUCAGCUUUUCUAAAAUGUCUGGCACAGAAAACAAUGUCAAUGUGAUCUAAUGCUAUUUAGUACAAUGGGGCAAGUGUCAAUCAGCCCAUUCCUGAAGAAGGGCUUAUGCCCGAAACGUCGAUUCUCCUGUUCCCUGGAUGCUGUCUGACCUGCUGCGCUUUUCCAGCAACACAUUUCCAGCAAGUGUCAAUCAUUCUAGGUUGAAGAAAAAUAAGACAACUACUAAAAAAAACUGUUGGUAAUUUGCUUGGAAGUUGAGAAUUUUAAAAAGGCAUUGGUUUUUAUGCAUUACACCCACUUCCAAAUGGAUGAAAAAUAAGGAUAGAUGAAAUAGGAGCAGGAAUUCCUGUAUAUCUUGAUUUCUUGAGACCAUGGAGCAUUUGUCUAUAUGGAUAAGAGAUGUUUAGAUCAAGAGAUUCUUUUAAUGUAAAGGAACAUUUUAUUUCAAAAUACACGAUACAUGAAGACUUCUUUUGCUUCACAGAAGAGAUAAACCUUCCUACCCAAUUAGAGUUUAAAAAUCAAAGCUUUGCAAUUAUCCAAAUGAAAAGUUAUAAUUUUUUCUUUAAAAUGAUUCUAGAAAGAAGUCAGGCAAUUUGUCACAAUUUCUGCCUCCAGUAAAGUUUUUGAAAACUGUUUUCAGUGACGUUCAUUGUGUCCUUGUGUUAUGAUUGACAUAUGAUUUCAGCAUUCAGCACCAGUGCUCCCUGUCCAUGCAGUUCUCUAUAUUCCUAAUAUAUAGCGAGGAGUCCAGCAGAAAAGGCCUUUGAAUUAACUCUACGAAGACUAGAAUCUGGUCACCAAGCAAAUUGCCAACACAAUUUGUUUAGUAGUUGUCUCAUUUCUCUUCAACCUAGAAUGAUUAAUUUGACACUAGCCCCAUUGUACUAAAUAGCAUUAGAUCAUUUUCAUAUUCACCAAUUAUGCCUAGUAUAUGACACUGACCCAACUAGCUCAGGGCUGGCUCCUGAAGUGAGCAAACCCCUGACACUCCUGGUUUUUUUUCCGUAGUUACAUUCUUUUUUACUUUUGUAAACUGUGCAUUGUUUAAUAAACAAUUAACAGCUGUUUACAGAAAAACAGCAAUUUACAAGGGA
This is a messenger RNA of Chiloscyllium plagiosum (whitespotted bambooshark), 4068 nucleotides long. RefSeq names its product coiled-coil domain containing 51 (gene ccdc51). The record is from RefSeq and is a predicted model, not a curated record. NCBI's taxonomy places the organism in Eukaryota, Metazoa, Chordata, Chondrichthyes, Orectolobiformes, Hemiscylliidae.